Pyricularia pennisetigena is the source of this 3717-nucleotide messenger RNA. RefSeq lists its product as uncharacterized. The annotation marks the transcript as partial. Gene Ontology annotation, molecular function: chitin synthase activity. Lineage: Eukaryota; Fungi; Ascomycota; Sordariomycetes; Magnaporthales; Pyriculariaceae. Gene Ontology annotation, cellular component: cell septum; cell periphery. The record is from RefSeq and is a predicted model, not a curated record. The transcript is spliced from 2 exons.
CUAACAUGCCUCUCUCGUCUCAGGAUCAUGUCUCUUCCCGAGAGACCAGGGGCAAAGCCCUCAUAUGAGCAGAGGAGCUCGUACCGAAAAUCUCCCUCGAGGCGUAAUCGACCGAAUGAUAUAGAAGCCAGUGGUUACUACCCCGUCACGGGUGGGCAACAUCAACGUGGGCCUUCAGUGAACUCGUUUGCGGAAACUAUCAAAUCGCCUAACUCGAACAUAGAGAGUGCCCCAUUGUCCCCGUCCGCCGACCAACUCGAGCACGGCCCCGACCAGCCAUUUCAGAGGAAGAGAAGCUUGAUCAGGCCAGAGAGGAAUAGGAUCGACAAGGACCAUCCCAACUAUCACUACCGCAAGCAUGCCGCCAAGAUGAGCACCCUACCCUCGUCGACGGGCAACGAUCCUGUCCUCGAGGAUGUUUCCGGUGCGACUGAAUCCGGACCGCCGUCGGGCUCCAAUUCGGCUUCCGGCUCAGGUGUACGUGAGGAGAACAUCCCACGUAAGUCUAGGAAAGCCUCUGGUCGCGAAACGGUAGCCGAGAAGUCGGAUAACACCCGGCGUAGGGCGUCGGGAAGGAACAAUAAAAUCGUAAAGGAGGGGAAGCGUAAGGAAAAGAUCCCAGAGCAACUAAGACCACCCAGCGCCUGGAACGUUUACUGCGCUAUUAUUACGUUCUGGUGCCCCGACUUCAUCAUGAAGUGCUGCGGGAUGCCCGCGAAGGCCCAGAGGAGGGCAUGGCGCGAAAAGAUUGGUCUCAUCAGUCUCAUCUUGAUGAUCAUGGCCGUCGUAGGCUUCUUAACGUUUGGCUUUAACCAGGCUGUUUGUGGCGGCCCCGUCCUGCGCCUGCAUAUAAACUCUGUCGAUCGCAGUUACAUGAUUUUUCACGGUACAGCGUACAACCUCGAUGGAUCCCAUCACCCGGUCGCCGAGGGAAUCCCCAAGCGCAUCGACGGAACUGGUGCAAAUGUGGUUUACGAUCUUCCCGAAAGGUAUGGAGGAACAGACGGCAGUUUCAUGUUCCAAAACGUGAAUGGUAGAUGCAAGGGUCUCAUCACGAAAGCUCCAAACUCGAACGUGCCGUCAGAGGGCGACAACCUGGCUUGGUACUUCCCGUGCCACGCCCGCAAUCAGGAUGGAUCAUCUCAACCCAACAUGACUUAUCCGUACUACUUUGGCUACGCAUGUCACACGACGCCGCUGGCUCGAUCGACCUUCUACACCCAGCUGGAGAAAAGCGCUGAUGUCUACUUCACAUGGGACGAUAUUCGAAACAACAGCCGCAACUUGUUCGUUUACUCUGGCAACGUUCUCGAUCUUGACCUUCUGUUCUGGUUCAACAGGGAGGAGGUCAACAUUCCCCGUCGUUUUGAAGAGCUACGCGACAAGAACAACGCCGCCAACCGUGCUAUCAGGGGCCGUGAUGCCACACGCAUGUUCAUGGCCUCUGGCGACAGACAAAUCGCCGAAUGCUUCGAGGAGAUCAUCAAGGUUGGCACUGUAGACACGGAUACCGUUGGCUGCAUUGCCGCCAAGGUGGUGCUCUACGUUUCUUUGGCGCUCAUUCUGUCGGUUGUAGGGGCACGUUUUGCUCUUGCUCUGAUCUUCCAGUGGUUUAUCAGCAAGAACUACGCUGCAGACAAGACUUCUCAGACUUCGGACAAGCGCAAGCGCAACAAGCAGAUUGAGGACUGGAGCGAUGACAUCUACCGCGCACCUCCACGGAUGCCUGGCGAUGUCGGUAGCAGUGUGGCCGGCGCUAGCAGCUCAGAUCACACCAGCAAACGCAGCUCUUUCUUACCCACCACUUCUCGCUUCUCGACUGUCUAUGGCGCUGAACGGAACGCCCGUAACAAGUCGAUGCCUACCACCAUGGCAAGCCAGGCCUCAGGCGGCUAUCUGGGCCCCAGCUCUACAGUCUACCGCCAGGCCAACGACAGCCGCACAAGCUUCCUCAAGAGCGACCCCUACGCCACCAGUUCCGGCCCCAUCGAAGGUCCGGGCCCCGCCGGGUUCAUUCACGACUCUGUUGUGCCGCAGCCGCCCUCUGACUGGAUGCCAUUUGGUUUCCCGCUCGCCCACACCAUCUGCCUAGUCACUGCCUACUCCGAAGGUGAACUCGGUCUUCGCACCACUCUCGACUCGGUUGCUAUGACAGAUUAUCCCAACAGCCACAAGGUCAUUCUCGUUAUUUGCGAUGGCAUCAUCAAGGGCAAGGGAGAGUCCAAGUCUACACCUGACUAUGUACUCGGCAUGAUGAAAGAUCACACCAUUCCGGUCGAAGAUGUCGAGGCUUUCUCCUAUGUGGCGGUGGCCAGCGGCUCCAAGCGACACAACAUGGCAAAGAUUUAUGCUGGUUUCUACGACUAUGGUGCUAAGUCUAACAUCCCCUUGGAUAAACAACAGCGCGUGCCGAUGAUGGUUGUGGUCAAAUGUGGUACUCCCGACGAGAUGGUUAAGUCGAAGCCUGGUAACCGUGGCAAACGUGACAGUCAGAUCAUCCUGAUGUCGUUCUUGCAGAAGGUCAUGUUCGAUGAGCGCAUGACUGAGCUCGAGUACGAAAUGUUCAACGGCUUGUGGAAAGUCACGGGUAUUUCCCCCGACUUUUACGAAAUCGUGUUGAUGGUGGAUGCCGACACAAAGGUAUUCCCUGAUAGUCUUACGCACAUGAUCUCGGCCAUGGUGAAGGACCCUGAAAUCAUGGGACUUUGCGGCGAGACCAAGAUUGCAAACAAGCGAGACAGUUGGGUUUCUGCCAUCCAGGUCUUCGAGUACUUUAUCUCACACCACCUCUCCAAAUCGUUCGAAUCUGUGUUUGGUGGUGUCACUUGCUUGCCCGGUUGCUUCUGCAUGUACCGAAUCAAGGCACCCAAGGGGGCUCAAAACUACUGGGUCCCCAUUCUCGCCAACCCGGACGUGGUAGAGCACUACUCUGAAAACGUUGUCGAUACGCUGCACAAGAAGAAUCUGCUACUUCUUGGAGAGGACCGUUACUUGACUACUCUCAUGCUACGGACCUUCCCCAAGCGCAAGCAAGUCUUCGUCCCGCAGGCUGUCUGCAAGACGACUGUUCCCGACUCCUUCAUGGUACUUCUGUCUCAGCGUCGUCGCUGGAUCAACUCGACUAUUCACAACCUGAUGGAACUCAUCCUGGUCCGCGAUCUUUGUGGCACAUUUUGUUUCAGCAUGCAAUUUGUUAUUUUCAUCGAGCUGAUCGGAACUCUUGUCCUGCCCGCUGCCAUUGCGUUUACAUUCUACGUCGUAAUAAUCUCAAUCAUCAACCAACCGCCUCAAAUCAUCCCGCUCGUCCUGCUAGCCUUGAUCCUGGGUCUACCGGCAGUGCUCAUCAUUAUAACGGCGCACUCAUGGUCUUAUGUCCUCUGGAUGCUUAUCUACCUCCUGUCUCUACCUGUGUGGAAUUUCGUCCUCCCGGCGUACGCAUUCUGGAAGUUUGACGACUUCUCGUGGGGCGACACGCGCAAGACGGCGGGUGAGAAGACAAAGAAGGCCGGUAUCGAGUAUGAGGGCGAGUUCGACAGCAGCAAGAUCACGAUGAAGCGCUGGGCCGAGUUCGAGCGCGACCGCAGGGCACGGCAGAGCCAGUACUGGGGCUCCAGGGAAAACGUAACGGGCGGUGGACGAACGGCGAGUGGAGUUUGGGCAAGCGCGCCACCGCACCAUCACCAGCAGCAGUACGACGAGUACUACUCUGACGCGUGA